AUGAGUACCACGGGGCCAGACAAUAGGCCCACUGAGCCAGAGAGCUUGGUUCUUGAGGCCUGGGGUCAGGGCAUGAUGGUUGGCGCGUUGGUAGUCAUGGCAGCGUUGACGAUGGCCAAUAUGCGAAAGGGCGUGCUAUUGCACAAGCUAAUUCUAGCGGAGUUAAUCCUCGGCAUGGGCCAUGGAACCUGGAUCUUCACCACCUUCCCAGUCUACGGUUGGCUCCUAUCAGUGACCGCAAUGCUACUCUUUUGCUCCUGGUCACUGCACAAUGUCAUCGCAUGGAUGAAGAAUCGGCCGUUCUUGUCGCGCCGUGUGUCGGCGAUUUAUAUCGGUACUGUGAUUUUUGUUCAACCAUAUUGGAUCGUGGAGCUGUACGCUAUUUUCUGUUAUUUCAACAACAUCGGCAAUACUGAGAUGUUUCCCAAAUUAAGGCCGUGGGAGCCUUUAUUUCGUGAUCCGUGGUGGUUGUUUACGUCCUGUUCACUUCUAUACAUCAUCAAGAAAGAAUACGAUUUUGGCUUAAUAGAGCUCAUCCGCAUCAGCCCUCGGUUCGGCGUUAUGCUGUUUUCAAUGUGUGCGUCACUAAUAUUUGUUGUCUUUGACAUUUUGAGCGUAACAGGCGUGAUACAUCUGGGUCUUGCUACGGGUGUGGAGCCCUUCUGGAAGUUAUCAUUUAUCUUCAAAUGUCUCAGCGACAUUGUCAUUCUAGACGACUUCAAAACCGCCCUUGACCGCAUACGAAAGUAUUGGAUGAGACGCAUUGAUUCGUCCCGCAGCUUUACCGGCGGAGAUGGAGAUGAACAUCCAAGUCAAGGAAGUCGAGAAAGCCGCGGUAGUCGUGGUGGCAAAUUGUCAGAAGUCUCAAAGGAUCUUGAGUCAGGCAUUGCGCUUCCGCCGUUGAAAUACCCGAGCGUUGCGGCGACGGCGAAUAACGAGCUUGGUCAUUCAUCGCAGCCAGGUUUGCCUGUGCUUGGUGCGAGUACUGGUUCAGCGGUUGAAUCGACGCUGCAUCCUCUGGCGACAUAUCCGACUGGAGACGGUUCGGACAGUUUUCACGGGUGGUUACGAUCGAGUAUUUAG
Messenger RNA from Talaromyces amestolkiae, 1083 nucleotides. RefSeq lists its product as uncharacterized. Lineage: Eukaryota; Fungi; Ascomycota; Eurotiomycetes; Eurotiales; Trichocomaceae. The transcript is spliced from 4 exons. The record is from RefSeq and is a predicted model, not a curated record. Bases 1 to 1083 code for a protein of 360 amino acids.